AUGUCGUGCAAGAAGUUAUGGUCAGACAGAUUUAGUGAUCUUCCAGACGAAGUUGCUCACCAUAUUCUGUCCUUCCUCUUUGUCAAAGAUCUCGCUUGUGUAGGUGCUGUGUCGAAAAGAUGCAGAGAAUUUUACCUCUCAGUUCCAUUAGUGAAUCUUGCAAAUUGUUAUGCAGGAGGAAACUACCAGAAGCUUGGAGAACUCAUGUGUUUCUUGGAUAGAUACAUGUUUCAGCGUGGUGAUAAUAAGAUGCAGCGCUUUUACAUUAAUUGGAUAUUCCAUACACUCGGCGUUGCAAAUAAAGACUGCGAGGAGUUAUAUCGAAUAACCUCGUGGAUUCAUAACGCAGUAAGGUGUAAUGUUGAAGAGCUUAACCUUCGUUUCUCCUCAACAUAUGCUGGAUUCACGUUUGGGCUGCCCUCUUGCCUAUAUCAGUCGAAAUCAUUCCAGACUCUAGUAUUAGUAUGCUUGAAUGAGAUGACUCUGGAAGCACCACCAUUAUCUCUUUCCUGCAAUCUCCAUUACUUGCAUUUGAAUUCUGUAACAAUAGUAGAUGAUCAAAGGCUUUGCAAGUGGAUCUCCUAUAGCUGCAAAUGCAUUAAGAAAUUACACCUUAUUAAUGUUAAAGGGCUGAAGCAUAUUGUCAUUCUAAGCUCGUCAUUGGAAUCAUUUGAGUUUUCUGGUACGGACCUGAUCACGCUUUACAUCUCUGGUGAAAAGCUUGCAAGCAUUUCCAUCAACUGGAACUUUAAUUCUUUCCCUGGGAACUGCUCACUGAAGAUUUCUGCUCCAAAUCUGCGAAAACUGACAUGGGUGGGCAAGGUCUUGAAUACCCUUGAUCUGGGAAAAUUUCUGAAUUUGCAAACAGCUCAAAUUUUUCUUGAGCCUACGGUAUACCACAAUUUAUCUGAGGUCUUUUCCAGUAUCUGUGGGACUAAAGUUCUUGGUCUAAAUGAGAACACCAUGAAGGCAAUGUUCAAAGGAUGUUCCAUGCAAACACCAUUGCCCAUUCUUGUACUGACUGUUUAUCUUACGAGCUUCAGUAACGACACGGUUCCCAUAGCGGCCUCUCUUCUCAGAAGGACUGGUCUUCUGCUCAGCUUGACCAUAAGUUCUAAUUCACCUAUUGGGGACCCUAAAACUAUAUCACAGUCUUCAUCUGGAUUUGAUAAGGAAUACUGGGAAUCGCAAAACUUAGCUUUUGUUAACCACCUGAAGGUUUUGAGCAUAGACCUCUCCAGUGGGUCUAAUGAGAUUGAGUUUGCAAAGUACAUUCUCGAAAAUGCUCCGAAUUUGAAGAAGAUUGUUAUUCGGUAUCGUCCGGGAUUCCAGCAAUCAGAUACCUUGCAACGGAAGAUGAUCAGAUGCAAGAACAUUGCCUCGAGAGUCAUGGUUAUGAUUCACGAGAUCCGGUGA
This is a messenger RNA of Fragaria vesca subsp. vesca, 1416 nucleotides long. Its product is annotated as F-box/FBD/LRR-repeat protein At1g16930-like. Gene Ontology annotation, molecular function: protein binding. Bases 1 to 1416 code for a protein of 471 amino acids. The record is from RefSeq and is a predicted model, not a curated record. The transcript is spliced from 3 exons. Lineage: Eukaryota; Viridiplantae; Streptophyta; Magnoliopsida; Rosales; Rosaceae.